Plasmodium gonderi is the source of this 906-nucleotide messenger RNA. Its product is annotated as peptide chain release factor 1. The transcript has 8 exons. The record is from RefSeq and is a predicted model, not a curated record. NCBI's taxonomy places the organism in Eukaryota, Apicomplexa, Aconoidasida, Haemosporida, Plasmodiidae. Bases 1 to 906 code for a protein of 301 amino acids. Gene Ontology annotation, molecular function: translation release factor activity. Gene Ontology annotation, biological process: translational termination.
AUGAGGGAGAAAAUUCUCUUUGGUUGCCUUCUAUUCUUUAUCUUUUACUUCCAUGUGUCUGGUUUUUACAUAGAUCAGAAAAUCAAUUUUACAAGAAAAGCAGCAACGCAUGAACGACAAAUUUGCAAAAAGAGUCUUUUCCAUCUAUACAUAAAAAAGGAAGGUUCAUUUGCGGAGAACAAAAAUUUGAUACGCAUAGAAUUUCGCCCAGGAGUGGGAGGUGAAGAAGCAUUGCUAUGGUCAAGGGAGUUGCUGAAUACAUAUAAACUGUUCGCACAGAGGAUCAAUUGUGGAGUUAAAAAAUUUCAAGAUGACAGCGAAUGCUUAGUUUUAAGUUCACACAAUAAUGUAGACAUAAUCAAGGAUGGAAGGGAAGUUAAAACAAAUUUAUAUGAUCUUUUUAAAAAUGAAAGUGGAAUUCACCAAGUGAAGAGAAUUCCUAGGAAUGAGUCCAAGGAUAAAAUUCACUCCUCUACAGCUACGAUUGCAAUUUUCCUGCAUACUUAUGAGGAAAGAAAGUGCGAAAUUAAUUCAAAAGACUUGAAGAUUACAACUUUCCGAUCUAGUAAGCCAGGAGGGCAAAAUGUUAAUAAGAUCGAAUCAGGUGUUUCUAUCAUGCAUAUACCAACAGGAAUACAGUCUGAAUGCCAAGAAGAAAGGACCCAAGAAUUGAACAAAAGAAUAGCAAUGAAAAGACUAACUUUGAAAAUACGUGAAUUUAGAAAUAAGGAAAAUGACCAUCUUCUUCAGAGUGAACGGGCCAAAUUGAUAAAAGACAGCAACAGGAGUAACCGAAUUCGAACGUAUAACUUCUUCAGGGGAUAUAUAACUGAUCACAUCACGAAACGCAAGUUAAACUUGAUGUACUUUGAAAAGGUCAAGUUAGAGUAUUUACUGCAUAUAUAG